AUGUGUCCCCAAGCUGGAUGGGCCUGCAAGGAGUCCGCGGCUGCUCACGUGCUGAUGGUGCCUUUGCUGGUAAUAAAUGUUAUAGGAACUUCAAGGUCAGGGCAGACCCCCCACAGCGGCACUCACUCACCACCUUCCGACAUUGUUCUGAGAAGCAAAGCGAGGGCAGAUAGGCCGCUGGAGGAGAGUACAUUGGCCCCCAAAGGGGAUAAUAUUACAUUGCAGCUUCCCAUGGCGACCUCCGGAGAAGGCAGAAACCUCAGUGGCAGAGCGCCCCCUUGGCCCCUGGCACAGCCACAGGAUCUCGAGCCACGGGUGGCCCGCCGACGCCUGUCCCAGGCCCGCCACCGAGCCACCCUGGCAGGGCUGUUCAGCAGCCUCAGGAAAACGGUUUACUCCCAUUCCGACCUCACAGCCUCGAAGUGGCAGGUUUUGAAUAAGGCGAAGAACCACAUCCAGGAGCUGGAACAAACCUUGGAUAAUCUGCUGAAGCUGAAAGAGUCCUUGAACCUGGAGGAUGGGAAUGCAAAUAGCUUAGAGGAGGUCAAGGCAGAAUAUGCCAGCAUGUACUCUGGCAAUCCCAGCCUGGUCUCAAAUAAGGUUCUGCAGAAAGGUUCUGCCAUCUGGUGCCCAAUCCAGGCAGUCGGGAAGGAUGCUGAAAUGGAGGAAGAGGAGGAAGAGGAGGAGGAAGACCAAGAAGAGGAGGAAGAGGAGGAAGAGGAAGAAGAGGAGGAGGUGGAAGAGAAGAAAGUGGAGCUCUUACACUCCCCAGUCAACUUGCUGCCGGACCUCAUGGAAUUUGAACGGUAUCUCAACUUUUACAAGCAGACGAUGGACCUUCUGAUCGAGAGCGGGAUUGUCUCCUUACACGAGGUGACACUCCCCAUUGUCUCUGCUGCCAUCUCCCACCUGUGGCAAAACCUCUCUGAGGAGAGGAAGGCCAGUCUCCUGCAGGCCUGGGGACAGAGGCACAGCGACCUCCAGGGCCUUGGCGGGGCUUGUCAGGAGCCGGCCUGUGCUGACGGCAGCAUGAAGGACAGUGGGUUUGACAGCCAAGGAGCCAGCUGCUCGCUCGUCUCCACCCCGGAGGAGAUACUCUUUGAAGACGCCUUCGAUGUGGCCAGUUUCCUGGACAAAAACGAGGCUCCCAGUACCUCCAGCUCUAGUUCGGUGUUUGCCAGCCACAUCCCAGAAUAUCCGGAGGAGAAGUUUCAGCUCUACAUGCAGAUCAUUGAUUUUUUUAAAGGCCUUUGCUGUAUUAACCCUCAGUUAAAACAGGUAGGACGGAGCGGAGCGCGAGGAGACCUCGUCUCACCUCCCUUAGGAUGGCGGGAAGGACCCUUGAGGCCUCCCCACCAGCGACCUCACCCUGGGGGCAGACGUCCCUUCGUUCUCUCGGCCUGUCCCGUGGGUGGUGGGCAUCAGCCUGACACAUCUUGGGGGAUGGGUGACAUCCAGGGAAACUGAGGGAAGAGGCACACGGAUGGUCUCCAGGGCAGGACUGAGACAGGGGGUCCCCUGAAGUGUCGACCAGAUCCCAGGGACCUGACUCUUCGUAGGCAUUUGUCAACAUUGUGUGACUCGUUUCCAAGAGGCUACGCUGUCCUGUCGUCUUCUGAGACCCUGAGCUAAUAUUUGCCCUCAGCGUUUGAAGGGUGUUAAUUUCCACUUCCCCAAAGCUGGUUGUGUCUUGAUUAGAAG
This is a messenger RNA of Neogale vison (American mink), 1701 nucleotides long. RefSeq names its product stimulated by retinoic acid 8 (gene STRA8). Gene Ontology annotation, biological process: cellular response to retinoic acid; meiotic cell cycle. The record is from RefSeq and is a predicted model, not a curated record. Gene Ontology annotation, molecular function: protein dimerization activity. NCBI's taxonomy places the organism in Eukaryota, Metazoa, Chordata, Mammalia, Carnivora, Mustelidae.